Molecule: messenger RNA, 2232 nt
Organism: Scedosporium apiospermum
Lineage: Eukaryota; Fungi; Ascomycota; Sordariomycetes; Microascales; Microascaceae
Exons: 6
Coding region: 1-2232 (743 amino acids)
Source: RefSeq, a predicted model, not a curated record
AUGUUUGGCUGCAUCUCGGGCGGGACAACUGCUCUUUCCGUGAACAUCCGAUGGCAAGAGUCAGAUCUCGCAAACUUCGAAACACCUCCGUUGACCAACGGCCUCCCAACUCGAGAGCGCCAUGGUGGAUGGGAUCCGGCAGGUGCUAUGACGGAUGUCUACACGUUCCCCCCUCACUGUGCAUCCAUUACCGACACUUGGAUGCCCUUCACCGAGACGGCGUGCCGGCAACUUGAUGGUGAUUACUACUCGCCGGGUAUCUGUCCCGAUGGGUGGGCGGCAGCGUUCACUCGUCCCGUCCUAGGCAGUCGUGGACCUCCUGAAGAGCCGGAUGAGACUGCCAUGAUGUGCUGUCCGAGCUGGGGAACAACACUGCUCGAUCUUAUCAAGGUCCGUGACCCUAUUCAGAUCCGGUGGGUGUCAUCUGAUCUGUCGCUGCUUGAGACGCACCCGCUCACUCCGGGGAUGAUUCCCACCGAGCGGCUCCUGCAUCCUAACCGCUUUCGUGCUUCUUUGGUGGAGGAGAAAGAAGCGACAACCGAGGACAUUUUCUCGAUAAUAGGAGAAAUGGAUUGCAGUGUUUCGGGGAGUUUUACCGUGUCUCCGGUCCUGACCGAAAAUCAUGGAACGCAAAUCUCAACUGAGAGGUCACUUGGUACCUAUGAAACGGUGUGCGAACUCUCCAGUACUGCCGUUCUCCUCCCCACCUGCACACAGCCCCCCACUGCCCCCCCAAAAGAUAAGUUUCUGUUUGACCCAUUCGGACAAGGCGAAUCAGGGACAACCAGCGCAUUCCCCGGACAACAUUUCGUCGCCUCGAUGCUUGCUCCGCUUCUGGCCGCCCUAUUCGCGAUCCCCUGGAAGAUCCUUCACCUACACGCCACGUCGUUGGAGUCGUUCCACAAAUUAUCUGGCCCGAAGGGAACGACCGUCACGAAGGCUAUGAUCCGGGACUACGCGGGACCGGGCGCGGUCUUUGCUCUCGUGCCCUUCAUAACCGCGUGUCUCGUCUACUCGUCUGCGAUUCUUGCUCCCUUGUCAACUGAGUCGUGGACGAUUGGGCUGCUCGGGUCCUGCGCGGCCGACGAGAAUAAAAAUUGUGUUCCAGAGAUGCAGGCCGUUCCGCAGGUCGUGCGUACGAUGGAGGCCCUGCUGGCUUUAAUUGUGCUUCUCGCCAUUGCUUUGGCCGCCGCGCUUCGGAAGUGGUCUACAGGAGUACUUGCCGAUCCAAGGAGCAUCGUGGGGAUUGCGUCAUUAUCGCAGUCGCCCGAAUUGCGCCGCGUGUUCGGCUCGCUUCUCAUUGGUCCCAGUGCUUCCCUGUCAGUCAAGGAUAUGAAGAAGCAGGUCGGCGGGCUCCAAGUCUAUCUCGGUGUGUCGCAGAAUGCAUCAGGUGGCAUGGACUACGGCAUACAACUUCUCAACCCGCCACAGACACCACUUUCAAAUGGCUUUUAUGGGAAGAGCAACCAGAAGAAACCAUGCCUUUCUGACCCUUUGUUGAAAGCCACUUUGCUCCUUGCCGCUUUUGCAGUUCUCCUAGCCGCGGUCAUGAGCAUCAUCAUUUACUACCGGCUAACGGGCGGCAGUUCCGGAUUCGAAAGGUUUAUGAGCGGCCAGAACUUUGGGCCCCGGUUCUUGUUUUCAAUCUUCGGUGUCCUCAUCAAUUUUGGCUGGGUCAAUGUAUUUACUAGCGUCACUCGUCUCACUCCUUUCUACGCCUUGUCAAUAGGCCAACGACACCCUGCAAAGACGACAAUCCUCCUUCCUUACGCAACGGACCCCUAUACACACCUUCCUAGGAGCAUCCUAGCCGGCCAUGUCCUCCCAGCCUUGGUCUCCUUUGUUACUAUCCUGAGCGACUUCCUCCCCCUCCUCUUCGCCAACGUCCCUUUCCACCGCACCCGAACCUUCACCGAGCACCUCGUCUCCUGCUGGAUGACUGUGGCCAUACUAGCGCUUAUGAUGGUAAUUCUAGUCAUCCUUGCAGUCGUUAUGAUCGCCGCGAGGCCGCGAUGCACGGCACUUCUGGGUGUCUUUACAGAGAGUCCCAUUGUCGGGACACUACUUGUCCUGGGUCGGUCAGACUACUUUGUAGGGUGUUUUAGGGGUCUGGCUGGGCUGACGCCUAAAGAGAGGGAUAUGGCUGUGAGGGGGAUGGAGUUGAAGUAUUAUCUGGCGGAUGUCGGGGAUGGAGUUCACGAUGACGGGGUGGCGAUUAAUGUCCAACGGUAA